Messenger RNA from Cynara cardunculus var. scolymus (artichoke), 786 nucleotides. RefSeq names its product probable aquaporin NIP-type. The record is from RefSeq and is a predicted model, not a curated record. NCBI's taxonomy places the organism in Eukaryota, Viridiplantae, Streptophyta, Magnoliopsida, Asterales, Asteraceae. Gene Ontology annotation, molecular function: channel activity. The coding region runs from base 1 to 786 and encodes 261 amino acids. Gene Ontology annotation, biological process: transmembrane transport. The transcript has 5 exons. Gene Ontology annotation, cellular component: membrane.
AUGGCAAUGGGGAAUGAUGGUAUGGAAGAUUCAAACAUCUCGGACGUGGAAAAAGGCAAUUUCGUUAUUAAUUCAGAUCUCAAUGCUUCCUCAAAUCCUACUAUUGAGUUUGUCCAAAGGUUGUUAGCCGAGUUUAUUGGGACGUAUAUUAUUAUUUUUAUCGGUUGUGGAUCGGUGGUGGUGAAUAAGCUUUACGACGGCAUAGUCACGUUUCCUGGGAUAUGUGUCACAUGGGGCCUAAUCGUUAUGAUUACAAUUUAUGCUAUCGGCCACGUCUCCGCCCACUUCAAUCCUGCUGUGACCAUCGCUUUAACUCUCUUGGGUUUGUUUCCAUUUAAAGAGGUGCUUCUUUACAUUAUGAUGCAGUUGCUAGGAUCGAUUCUCGCUAGUGCAACAUUGUCGUUGAUUAUAGAUAUUACUCCCAAAGGUUUUUUCGGGACAACACCAUCUGGCUCGGCCAUGCAAUCACUUGUAGUUGAGAUCAUCGUGGCCUUCGUCUUAAUGUUCGUUAUUUCAGGUGCCGUUAAUGAUCACAGGGCGAGAAAAGAGCUUGGAGGGGUUAUAGUUGGCAUGACCAUAGCAGCGAACGUCUUUGUAGGAGGACCGAUUUCUGGAGCAUCGAUGAAUCCAGUGAGAAGCCUUGGACCAGCCAUCGUAAGGCAUAAUUACAAAGCAAUUUGGGUGUACAUCCUCGGUCCACUCAUCGGAGCGAUUACUGGAGGAUUUACUUAUAACUUACUUAAGCCAACAAACAAAUCUUUUAACGAAUUAUUUAAAAAAAGUUAA